UGUAUGCCUGAUAUGCCAAGAGACUGUGGCGGUUUUUAAAGAAUAUAAUAUCAGCCGUCACUUUGCCACAAAACAUGCCAACUAUGCUAGCGACCAGUCAACGAAAGAACGGGAAGCUAAUGCUCAGAGGUUGUCAGCUAAUUUACAGGCUCAACAAAAUUUUUUUCACCGUCAAACUGCCAUUCAUGACUCAAGUACCAAGGCGAGUUUUAUGCUGUCAUUCAAAUUAGCAAAGGCCAGCAAGCCUCUGUCUGAAGGCGAGUUUUUAAAAGAAUGUAUGGUGGAGACAGCAGGCAUAUUGUGUCCGGAGAGCAAAGACAAAUUUGAAAAAAUCAGUUUAUCACACAGGACAGUGACUCGCCGUGUGGAACUGAUAGAUGAAGAUAUAACCAGCGACUUAAAUAAAAAGGCAGAGUCGUUCACGUUAUAUUCAUUAGCACUGGAUGAAAGCAACGAUGUAAAAGACACUGCUCAGCUCCUCAUUUUUAUCCGAGGAAUUAACAAUACUUUUGAAAUAACGGAGGAGAUUUUGACAAUGGAGUCUCUGAAAGGAAAAACACGGGGAGAGGACUUGUAUGACCGGGUGUCUGCUGUCAUCGAAAAUAUGAAGCUCCCUUGGAGUAAACUUAUCAACGUCACCACAGAUGGAUCUCCUAAUUUGACGGGGAAAAAUGUCGGCCUGCUGAGGAGAAUACAGAAUAAAGUGAAAGAUGAAAAUCCUGACCAGGAUGUUAUUUUCCUUCACUGCAUCAUCCACCAGGAAUCUCUAUGUAAAUCGGUAUUACAGCUGAAUCAUGUUGUGAAUCCUGUCGUAAAACUUGUCAACUUUAUACGUGCAAGGGGACUUCAGCACCGUCAGUUCAUCACGUUCCUGGAUCACCAGGACCUACUUUAUCACUCCCGUGUCCGUUGGUUAAGUUUGGGCAAAGUGUUUCAAUGAGUAUGGGAGCUCAAAGAGGAGAUCGGUGCAUUUUUGGAGUUACUGAGGAAGGCCGGCGAAUUUCCUGAGCUGAGCAACAAGAGCUGGCUUUGUGACUUUGCGUUUGCUGUGGAUAUAUUUUCACACAUGAAUGAACUGAACGUGAAGCUACAGGGGAAGGAUCAGUUUGUGCAUGACAUGUACACAAACGUGAAAGCCUUUAAAUCCAAGCUGGCUUUUUUCUCCAGGCAAAUUUCGAAUAAGUUAUUCACUCAUUUUCCCACACUAGCCACGCUGGAAGAGGCCGGCGCAAAUGUGAAAAAAUACAGCGAGUCACUGGAUGCGCUGCACAGAGAAUUCUGCCGUCGCUUUUCUGAUUUUGAAAAAAUUGACAAGUCACUUCAGUUGGUGGCCUGUCCCCUGUCACAAGAUCCUGAAACAGCACCAGAGGAGCUACAGCUGGAACUGAUCGACCUUCAGUCUGACCCCGUCUUAAAAGAGAAGUUCAACUCUCUUAAACUGAAUGACUUUUUAUGUUUCCAAACCUCCGGUGGACGGCACAGAAAAUGCUGGCGUUGUUCGGCUCGACCUAUUUGUGUGAACAGGCAUUCAGCGUCAUGAACAUCAACAAAGCCAGCCACAGAUCCAAGUUAACUGACCAACACCUCAGAUCCAUCCUGAGAAUCGCCACAACAAAACUAAAUCCAGACUUUGAUGCACUGGCUAAAAAGGGAGACCAACAACACUGUUCUCACUGAAAUUAAAAAUAAGUUUCUUCGUUGUGCAUACUUUUGAAGACCCUGGCCUGGAGUUACACGCUGACUACAGUUCUUUGCAGGAAUGGGACCUGCUCUCGGGGUUUCACAACUGGCCAUUGGUUGGCACACCAAGGGCUCGGCUUUGGAGGCCUAGCAUCUCGGGGCUCUGGAGAUGGGCAGAUUGAAGGUCGGUGUCCCAGACUGGCGUGUCUUGGGAGCUGGAACAUCUUUGGCUGUGUGCCCAGAGAUCUUUGGGCACAGAGCUCGAAAAAAGCAACGCAAUGAAAUUUUAAAAUCGUAAACCAGCGAGUUGUUUGUUAUGUGUACCCUCUUGCUGUGAAAUGGAGUCAUCUCUUUCUCCCUUAUUAGGGAGACAGAGAGAAAGAGAGCCUGUGGUAUGUCAAAUGCCGGGGGAACAAUGUAGUCUUUGGAGUACUGCAAGUCUGUGUCUUUAAUGUUGCUUUUGCUGCACACUUGAGUGCUUGGUGACGGGUGCCAAUGCUUUUUUUUUAGCCAGUGGGGGGAAGAGGGCAUGGUGCUUGCUGCUGCUUACGCGUGGGAGAGAGAGGAGCUGGGAGGGACUUUGGGGUUCUAACAUUUAACUGCCGUUCAUUCUUUGGGGCACUCCUCUGUUUUCGUA
Messenger RNA from Hypanus sabinus (Atlantic stingray), 2317 nucleotides. RefSeq names its product general transcription factor II-I repeat domain-containing protein 2-like. The transcript has 2 exons. The record is from RefSeq and is a predicted model, not a curated record. Bases 212 to 940 code for a protein of 242 amino acids. Lineage: Eukaryota; Metazoa; Chordata; Chondrichthyes; Myliobatiformes; Dasyatidae.